Molecule: messenger RNA, 1998 nt
Organism: Cuscuta epithymum
Lineage: Eukaryota; Viridiplantae; Streptophyta; Magnoliopsida; Solanales; Convolvulaceae
Source: the annotation of a GenBank genome assembly
AGAAGCCAGAACAAUUUCGUACGUCGUUAAAAACAUCACUUCCAACUUUAUACCGGUCACAACUUUACACAAACGCAACCUAAAAUGAACCGCUAUCUCAGGAGCAUGUGAGUUCUUCCUCCCACCACGAAGCUCUCCUCCUCACCGCAUGCUACUCUUUGUUCAUUCACUUUCAGCUACAUGGUAAGCCUGCAACACUUCCUAACGUCCUUCAAUUUUCUCAUCAUGUUUAGGUUAUGCCAAAUUUUUUGAAAAUUUGCCCAUACCUAAAUUUUAUCUAUUCAUAGACCUAUUAUCCCCUUCUAUCUGUCUGCCUCUGUCUGGAUACUGUCUUAUCUCGUAUCAGUGAAUUCUUGAAAUCAAGAAUUGUUAAACCCGAUUGGGAUUUCGUUGGCAGGUAAUGGAUACUUUGCUAAGAACACCAAAUGAGCUUGAAUUUCUUCACCCGCAUCAUGAAUUUCGGGUUAAAGCAGCUUCCUUUAAGCCUCAGACGCAGGAAAUUCGGGUUGGAUCGUGGAAGAAGACAUCCCGGAGUUUCGGUCUGGUUAAGGCCAGCAGUACUAGUUCCCUAUUGGACCUUGUACCUGCCACCAAGAUAGAAAAUCUUGAUUUCGAGCUUCCUAUAUAUGACCCUUCCAGGGGAACUGUAGUGGAUCUAGCGGUGGUUGGUGGUGGCCCGGCCGGGCUUGCUGUUGCUCAGAAAGUCUCGGAAGCGGGGCUAUCGGUUUGUUCGAUUGACCCUUCUCCCAAAAUGAUCUGGCCCAACAAUUAUGGGGUUUGGGUUGAUGAAUUUGAGGCCAUGGAUCUGCUGGAUUGCCUGGAUUCCACCUGGUCUGGUGCUGCUGUCUAUAUAGAUGACCACACAACCAAAGACCUCGGGAGACCUUAUGGGCGGGUCAACAGGAAGAAGCUCAAGUCAAAAAUGAUGCAGAAAUGCAUCCUUAAUGGCGUUAAAUUUCAUCAAGCCAAGGUUAUGAGUGUCAUACAUGAAGAAUCAAAGUCUUUCUUGAUUUGCAAUGACGGUGUUACCAUCCAAGCAACCUUAGUUCUUGAUGCAACCGGUUUUUCCAGAUCUCUAGUUGGGUAUGAUAAGCCUUAUAAUCCAGGGUACCAAGUCGCGUAUGGAAUUCUGGCAGAGGUAGAGAAACACCCAUUUGAUAUUAACAAGAUGGUUUUCAUGGAUUGGCGCGACUCUCAUCUAAAUAACUCGGAGCUAAAGGAGAGAAACAGAAAGCUUCCAACCUUUCUAUAUGCAAUGCCGUUCUCUUCAGAUAGGAUAUUCCUUGAAGAAACGUCACUUGUGGCCCGUCCCGGUUUAGAUAUGAAGGACAUCCAGGAGAGGAUGGCAAUCCGUUUGAGGCACUUAGGGAUCAAGGUGAAGAGGAUUGAAGAAGAUGAGCGUUGCGUGAUUCCAAUGGGUGGACCCCUACCGGUGAUGCCCCAAAGAGUCAUUGGGAUUGGUGGGACUGCAGGGAUGGUUCAUCCCUCGACAGGGUAUAUGGUGGCAAGGACACUGGCAGCCGCCCCAAUCCUUGCCGAUUCAAUUAUUCAAUACCUUGGCAAUGACAGGAGAAGCAAAAGCCUUGUAGGUGAGGAAUUGUCUGAGUGUGUUUGGAGAGAUUUGUGGCCUAAAGAGAGGAGGCAGCAGAGGGAGUUCUUUUGUUUUGGAAUGGACGUUCUGUUGAAGUUAGAUUUGCCAGGUACUAGAAGAUUUUUCGAAGCGUUUUUUGAUCUGGAGCCUCGUUAUUGGCACGGGUUCCUGUCUUCACGGCUGUUUCUUCCAGAGCUCAUGUUCUUUGGGCUCUCACUAUUCUCAAAUGCCUCUAAUGCUUCUAGGCUAGAGAUAAUGGGCAAGGGCACUUUGCCUUUGGUCAAGAUGGUCAACAAUUUGUUAAAGGACAAAGAAUAAGUCUUUUUUUAAAGUUAUACCUCGGCUUGAUAUUGUUGUAUUACUUGUAUAUGUAACAAUUCCAAUGUCAAUUGGUUUAUUUUCAAGAG